This is a messenger RNA of Perognathus longimembris pacificus (Pacific pocket mouse), 989 nucleotides long. It is a transcript of the gene Cldn7, whose product is annotated as claudin 7. Gene Ontology annotation, molecular function: structural molecule activity. Gene Ontology annotation, cellular component: bicellular tight junction; plasma membrane. The coding region runs from base 123 to 758 and encodes 211 amino acids. The transcript is spliced from 4 exons. Gene Ontology annotation, biological process: bicellular tight junction assembly; cell adhesion. The record is from RefSeq and is a predicted model, not a curated record. Lineage: Eukaryota; Metazoa; Chordata; Mammalia; Rodentia; Heteromyidae.
AAGAUUUGCAGUCACCAGCCACAGACUUUCCCUUUUCCACUCGGGUCGUCUUCGGUGGGGCUGCCCUUUUCGAUUCUGACUUGUAGGGUCGCCCUUCCCGGGUUCCAUUUUGGAGAGCGGAAAUGGCUAACUCGGGCCUGCAGUUGCUGGGCUUUUCCAUGGCCAUGCUGGGCUGGGUGGGCCUGGUGGCGUGCACCGCCAUCCCGCAGUGGCAGAUGAGCUCGUACGCGGGCGACAACAUCAUCACCGCCCAGGCCGUGUACAAGGGGCUGUGGAUGGACUGCGUCACGCAGAGCACCGGCAUGAUGAGCUGCAAGAUGUACGAUUCGGUGCUCGCCCUGCCGGCGGCCAUACAGGCCACCCGCGCUCUCAUGGUGGUAUCCCUGGUGCUGGGUUUCCUGGCCAUGUUUGUGGCCACGAUGGGCAUGAAGUGCACGCGUUGUGGGGGAGACGACAAAGUGAAGAAGGCCCGGAUAGCCAUGUCUGGAGGCAUCGUUUUCAUUGUGGCUGGUCUUGCCUCCUUGAUCGCAUGCUCCUGGUACGGCCAUCAGAUUGUCACCGACUUCUAUAACCCCUUGACCCCCAUGAAUGUUAAAUAUGAGUUUGGUUCCGCCAUCUUUAUUGGUUGGGCAGGGUCUGCCCUGGUCCUCCUGGGAGGUGCGCUGCUGUCUUGCUCCUGUCCUGGGAGUGAAAGCAAAGCUGUGUAUCGGGCACCCCAUUCCUACCCCAAGUCCAACUCUGCCAAAGAGUAUGUGUAACCCAGCACCCUUAUGCCCCAGUCAGACGGACUGGGGGUGCCCAGAUGCUUCAAAACCCUGGGGCAGAGGACUCAGCCUGUCUGUGAGCAAGGUGUGGGAUAGAACCUCCCGUCUCGCCAUCCCUGCACACCAUGUACAGUUCUCUGGAGAGGGGGUGGGGGGAGGGAUAAAAAAGAGGGAACAUGUGCUUUUUGUAUAGUAAUAAAAACUACAUUUUGGAAAAUGGGUUUU